UUUUCAGUACUGUUUUGUUCAUGCAGUACUUUCAAAGGCUCUGAUUAUCCUAUAUAUAGCAAUUAGCGGGAUCAAGGAGAUCGUACUAUGAUUGUGGGAUAAUUAUAAUCUUUGAAUGUAAUGUAUGCACUUCGGAACCACACCAUACGAAGUUCAUUGACAAAAGCCGUUUGUUGGUGAUUUGUGUUUAUGUUGGGUUAUUUGUGCGAACCAUUUUUUUAAACGAAUUGUGCGGGUUUGAGUAUCAUGGGUUAGGAGCUACUUAUAUUUCUCAGAACUCCAUACUGAGUGAUUAGUGUCACUGUCGUAACAAUAGGGUGACGACAGUCUUAUUUAAAUGCCUGUAUGUACGCAUACACUUUCGUGCCAUCGGACAGGAGAUGUUUCAGAUGCGAGGAACGAAUUUAGAAAUACAAGAGCAGACAGAGAUAUUUUAAGAGAAUUAAUACAGAAUUACAUAAGCGGAAAGAGAUGCACUAAAACAGCGACUGCAUGCUACGGUAUGUGUUAUCCAUGGAGCUGGCUUGAUUGAGAGAUUCUAACUGUGUCAUCCAAACGAAGCAGAACUGAUUCAUUUGCAGAAACAAGAAAAGAUUUUGCAUUUAGAACUGUGAUCAGUUGAGUACACUUUUAAUUUAAAAAUGGGUCUGAUAUUUGGUAAAGCUCAAGAUGAAGUGCAAGUUAAAAACAAAACUAUAGAAACUGCUACAGAACAGUGCCAUCUGGCAACUGUUGAACCAGAAAAGAAAGUAACCACAAGUAAACAGUAUUUAAACUUCACUUUUUUGAUUGAUCCAUCUACAGUAGAUUACAUACGCACCUCAAAAACAAUAUUCAUUUUACGCGGCCUUGCUGGCAGUGGAAAAUCAACAAUUGCAAAAGAAAUUGAAGAGACAUACAAAGGUGCUGUAAUAUGCUCCGCAGACCAAUUCUUCACAGUCAGAGGCAGGUACAUGUUUAAUCCAAAGAAGCUGAGAGAGGCUCAUGAAUAUUGUCAGGAGAAAGCGAGACGUGCUUGCAUAAGAAAUGAAAAUGUUAUAGUUAUUGAUAACACUAAUGUUCAGAAGUGGCCGAUGGAGUACUACUUUCUGUUAGCGUUUAAAACUUGCUAUACUGUUGUCCUAGUGGAACCGCAAACACCAUGGAAAGAUGAUCCCCUUUUUUUAUCAAUUAAGAAUCAACAUAAUGUACGAGAAGAGACUAUUCAAAAGAAAUUGGAACAGUGGGAAACAGUCUUGCCACUUUAUUUUGGCUGGUUUCUGAAUGAAUCUGAUUCUCGUAUGCUGUUACUUGUUGGUCAGGCAUAUCUUGAAGAGUGCCUGAAGUUACCUGAAUUUGAAGAAGAUUUCCAGAGUUUUAGCUCAUUGGAAGAUAAGUCAGAGAUGCUGGAGUACUACACUAAGAGGGGUAAGCUGUUACACUGCACGGCAAAGUUCUGUAAGUGUGGAGAAGUUCCAGAUGCUUUGGAAUAUUCGUCAAAACGUGAUGUUCUAGAAGCACAUGGAAAAUGUUAUGAUUUGAAUGUAGUUGGAUUUGUGAUGACUCCAAGGACAUUUGGAGCACGAGUGAAGCUUAAUUCUGAAGAGAUGAAACUAUGGGGAGGAGAACUUUCAUCAGCCACAUCUUCACCUCAGAAUUCACCUAGAAUGAAACAGAAAAGGAAUGCAGAUCUUUACAUAGAUGUCAGGGACAGAGAGAGCAAACAUGUACCAAAUUGUCAAGCAUCUCUUAUUUGUUUACCAGAGACUGAUAUUUCAUUGCAGCCAACCAAAGGAUUUGGUAGUAAAGCUCAUAUCACACUGGGAUCUGCAGAUGGGAUACAGCCGGUCACAACAGGUUUAGACCUACUUGAUGUUAUUGAUUGUGAAGCAUUGUCACAUGAAGGAGAUUUUUAGUGCACAGCCUUUGGCAAAGUGAAAAAAGUGUCAGUUCUGUUCUAAGUUGUCUUGGCGAAACUGUAGCACCUGUACACCACUGACUACUUUAUAUGGUAGUUACCAUGGUGUAAAUUAUACUUUUGUUAAAAGCUGACUCUACUGCUAGUUCUGUGUCUUCAUCAGUUUGGGUAAAAAUACAGUAAGAUGUAGGGUAGAUGUGAACACUGCCUAACUAUAUAUGUAAAAGUAAUUUUAAGUUUUAUUCUGGAAAGUGUGUACAGACUGAAAAAGAACUCAUUGUCUAACAAUGACACAGAUAUUACUUACAUAUUUUUUUUAUUUUUUUUUUUUUCAUUUUAAUUUUAAAUGGAUUGAAUAAUAUGCUCUGAUAACUUUUGCAAGAACUGUUAUAUACAAAAUAGUGCCAUUGUUGAAAUCUUUGUGAGAAUUUUGCACAGUUGUAUAAUUAUGCAAAAUGUGUGAAUUAGUUUACUAGGUGUGGAAGGAAACAGCCAUUUUCUUGUUAAGUUGUGUGUUUAUGAAAUUCUGUUUAUAUGUAUCCCUAAAGUUUGUGUAAAAUCUAUAUCAGAAUAUUUGGCUCUGAUAUACCUUACUUCUUGAACAUGUGUAAUUUUGCUUUAUGCACUUAAGUAAGGGUGGUUACUACAUAUUUUCUGUCCCCCUCCCUUCUCCUCCUACAUGUAACUCAAUAUUUUCUCAUAACUUGAUCCUUUGAAUGUCACAGAUGCUGUACGAAAUAGAGAUUCAAGAUUUCAGAAAAAUUUAGAUAGUAUAUUUUUUAUACUUUUAACUUUCGUAUAAAAUGGAGGGCGCUACAUUAAUUUGGAGUAAAUGUAUGAGUAGAUGUAUUAGUCAAUUGCUUUCUCAUUGCUUAUGAUUAAACAAAGCUCUUAAUAAGAUUUAAAUCUGAGAAGUGAACUAUUUGUGGUUUGCUGUGUCUUGUUUUUGGAUGCUAUUUCAUAAUUGUACAUAUUAAGUAUUUCCAUUUCUUGCCAUCUCCACAUUUUAUACAUAUUUUAGAAAUACGCCAGUUCGUUCACAAAGCUUACAUUCGUGUAUGCUAUUGUAUUGAGGAAAAAUGUUUUCAAGUAUAAAACCAUUUGGGUAUAAGGCUGUGUCAUUUUAAAAUGCUAAAAGCAACUGUAAAUUUAAGUGGUCUAAUAGCUAAAAGGAUUUUCUUCAGAUGGAUACUGGCUGUGCAACCUUACAUGCAUACAUCAUGUAUUCAAGAUGUCUGUGUUUAUAUAUAAAGGUAAAUAUGUUGAAAAGUAAAUAAAUAGUGUGUACUGCCA
Messenger RNA from Schistocerca americana (American grasshopper), 3190 nucleotides. RefSeq names its product 2',3'-cyclic-nucleotide 3'-phosphodiesterase-like. Gene Ontology annotation, biological process: cyclic nucleotide catabolic process. The record is from RefSeq and is a predicted model, not a curated record. Lineage: Eukaryota; Metazoa; Arthropoda; Insecta; Orthoptera; Acrididae. The transcript is spliced from 7 exons. Gene Ontology annotation, molecular function: 2',3'-cyclic-nucleotide 3'-phosphodiesterase activity. Bases 642 to 1895 code for a protein of 417 amino acids. Gene Ontology annotation, cellular component: cytoplasm; membrane.